AUACAAGAUCAACCAACCACUUCAUCAUCACAAUAUAUAUAAAGAAGCUCAUAAUUUAUAUCCAAACACAAAACAUUAAAACACCAUAAACUUCAAUCCCUGGCCUGUUACAUUUUAUUCUCAAACAACAACCAACAUAUGGCUAUUAUUAAUUCCUUUUAUUAUUCUCUGUUUCUCAUAAUAAUCAGUUUCUCAUCAUCCAAAAUAGCCAACGCCGACAACAACACACAAAACUUCCACUACUUCUGUAAUUUCAACAACAAAGGUAACUACACAAACAACAGCACUUACCACACAAACCUUAAAACCCUUUUAUCAACUCUCACUUCCAACACACAAAUCAACUACGGUUUCUACAAUUUCUCAAACGGCCAAAACGCAGACAAAGUAAACGCUAUCGCUCUCUGCAGAGGCGAUGUUAAAAACCAAACCGAUUGUCUUAGCUGUCUCAAAGGGUCAAGCAACAAUCUCACACAGGUUUGUCCAAAUCAAAAAGAAGCAAUUGGUUGGUACGAGGAUGAAAAAUGCAUGUUGCGUUAUUCAGACCGAUCCAUAUUUGGUCUCGAAGAAACUGGACCUGCUUAUUUUGCUUGGAAUUCCAAAAACGCGACAAAUGAAGGGGAGUUUGACAAAAAGGUGAAAAAUUUAUUGGAUGGUUUAAGAAACAGAGCUUCAUCAGGGGACAGUGACCUUAAAUAUGCUGUUGGAAGUGAUAAAUUUGGUCCGAAUAAUAAUGAAACAUUAUAUGGUCUUGUUCAGUGUACACCUGAUUUGUCGCAAACAUCUUGUGAUGAUUGUUUGGUUCAAUCUAUCAAAGAAAUUCCAAAUUGUUGUAACAAUAGGAUAGGUGCAAGAAUUGUUAGACCUAGUUGUAAUUUGAGAUAUGAAAUCAAUUCACCCUUCUACCAAACUACUGCACCAGAUUCACCUUCACCAUCACCGGCACAGUCACCGGUGCCACCGUUCUCAGCUGUUCCUCCGUUUGCACAAACCACUGCUUCCUCUCCCUCUUCAGGAAAAAGCAAAGCUACCACAAUCAUCGCCAUAGUAAUAUCAAUUGUUGCUAUUAUGGUGCUCAUUCUAAUCUGCAUCUAUUUAAGAGCAAGGAAGCCAAGUAAAAGAUUUACAAUUCAAGAAGAAGAUGAAGAUGAUGAAAUUGAAAUUUCUGAGUCAUUGCAAUUCAAGUUAGAUACAAUAAGAGAUGCAACAAAUGACUUUUCUGAUGAUAAUAAACUUGGACAAGGUGGAUUUGGAACUGUUUACAGAGGUACACUCCCCAAUGGACAAGAAAUUGGUGUCAAAAGGUUGUCAAAGGAUUCUGGCCAAGGAGAUUUAGAAUUUAAGAAUGAAGUUCUUUUAGUGGCUAAGCUUCAACACCGAAAUUUAGUCCGACUACUUGGUUUCUGUAUAGAAGGAAGAGAAAGACUACUAGUAUAUGAAUAUGUUCAUAAUAAGAGUCUUGAUUACUUCAUUUUUGAUGAAACCAAGAGAGUAUGUUUAAAUUGGGAAAGCAGGUAUAAAAUCAUUGCAGGUAUUGCUCGAGGAAUUCUUUACCUUCACGAGGAUUCUCGUCUACGCAUUAUCCAUCGUGAUCUCAAAGCAAGCAAUAUUCUCUUAGAUGAAGAGAUGAAUCCGAAGAUAGCAGAUUUUGGUAUGGCUAGAUUGUUUGCAGUGGACCAAACUCAAGAGAAUACAAAUAGAAUUGUGGGAACCUAUGGAUAUAUGGCACCUGAGUAUGUAAUGCAUGGCCAGUUUUCAGUGAAGUCAGAUGUAUUCAGUUUUGGGGUAUUGAUUCUUGAGAUUAUAAGUGGCCACAAAAAUAGUGGCAUUCGUCGUGGGGAUACUAAUGAGUAUCUUCUAAGUUUUAUAUGGAGAAACUGGAGAGACGGGUCACCGACAAAUAUUAUAGAUCCCACAAUAAUCAAUGAUUCAGUAAAUGAAGUAUUGCGAUGCAUCCAUAUUGGGUUACUUUGUGUUCAAGAAAAUGCAGCUAGCAGACCAACUAUGGCUUCUGUUGUAUUAAUGCUUAAUAGUCAUUCUCUCGGUCUAUCACGGCCUUCAGAACCUGCAUUUUAUAUAGAUAGUGGAGCCGUAGACUUUCAAGAUUUAAUGGUGGUGCAAUCAUCGGAGCAUAACUCAGUUCAGGUAUCGGUAAAUAAGGUUUCGAUUACAGAGCCAUAUCCUCGUUAGAUUUUGAUUGUAUAGAGUAUCAACCAAGAUAUGACAUGCAUGGAUUAAGGAAAGUAGGUUUUCUUGUCAAUUAGUAGUUUGUGUAUCAAUUGAAUCAGUAUCUAGUUUGAAGAAUGUUGUUUUCGGUUUUGAAAAAUUUAUCAUAGAAAAUUAUCGGGACGAGUCGCGUACUAGGUCGCUUUCUUUAAGACGUUUUG
Messenger RNA from Lathyrus oleraceus (garden pea), 2387 nucleotides. Its product is annotated as cysteine-rich receptor-like protein kinase 44. Gene Ontology annotation, cellular component: plasma membrane. The transcript has 7 exons. Gene Ontology annotation, molecular function: protein serine/threonine kinase activity; ATP binding. The coding region runs from base 139 to 2190 and encodes 683 amino acids. Lineage: Eukaryota; Viridiplantae; Streptophyta; Magnoliopsida; Fabales; Fabaceae. The record is from RefSeq and is a predicted model, not a curated record. Gene Ontology annotation, biological process: protein phosphorylation.